UUUUAUUCUGUUACAUUCAUUUAAAAAGCGAAGGUAGCGUUGUUAUUUAUAUAGAUACAUAUGUAUAUUUUUAGUAAUACAUAUAGUUGUAUGUCUUGUGUUAGGCCGUACACUGCUUUUGUUGCGCAAUGAAGGGUAAAAGUAGUUUGAGUAUUCAAAAGUAAAGUUUAUUACUGUUGCUGAAUAAUAAAUGAUAAAUGAUAAAUAAAUGAUAAUAAAUGCUCACAUAAACUUAUGAGCACUGAUGUUUGUCAGAUGUUUCUGCUGAAAGUCCUCGGCAGUUUUUCUGGGAAGUAUUUCCAGGAAAGGCACACACAAUGAUCCAGUAAUAUGAGCGGAAAUGUGUCAUAGCAAGCUGAGUACUAUAAGUUUUCAGCAUGUCGAAACAUCCACAUAUUCAUUGCUUGACUCAGAAUUAUAUAAACCGUUGCCACCUUUUAACCGCAUUUUGCGACCAUUUUAGGAGACGGUUUGACUAAACUUGACAAGUGAGAGCAGAAGUACGACUUGUAAAUGUGAUCCACGACUCGGGUCCAGUGUUGUAUCGACCAGCACCGACCACCAUAUGUUUAUUUUCCAUGUCGUCAUAUUUAGUCGCGCUGCUUUUCUACCCUCUGUCCUUAUCUGAGCCUAAAGCAAGUUAUCUGGUUUUACUAGACCUAAAAUCCGCUGUCUCCUUAAGGUCUUACGACGGUGUUUAUCAACUCGGAAGCUGUGGUUCAGAGGAGCAGAGAAUCAUUUUACCUGAAACAUGUCUUCAUCUGUAUCAUCUACGACGGGAGGUGUGGUGGUGGUCACCCAUGUACACCCAACGCCUCAGAGUGCUGAACCCACACAUCCUGUGGGCAUCCAGAAGUUCAGCAGGGCCUCGCCGAUGGCGCUUGGGACAGUUCAGAUCAUGAUCGGCCUGAUGACUCUGCUGUUUGGGAUCGUUUUCAUGGCUCACGCAGAUACAGUGGGAGUUUACAGUGGCAUUUUCAUCUGGGGAGCUGCAAUUCACAUUCUAGCUGGAUCUCUGACAGUGGCUGCUGGGAAAUCUCUGAACCGCUGUCUGGUGAACGGCGCUCUGGGUGUCAGCGUCUUAGCAGCAGUUGUUUCCUGUAUUGCAACCAUCCUCCAUUCUCUGGAUGCUUCAGGGAUUACGUGGAGGCCAUGCUAUGACUACUCUAAUCUCCGGGAGGGAGGGAUGAAUUAUGACUGCCUCUUUUAUCAGGCUCGGACACAAGGAGUUUUGGGGGUCUUGAUUGUUUUCAACUUAUUGGAGUUAAUUGUUUCAAUCACCGUCGCAGGAUAUGGCUGCUGCGCCUCUUACAGUGAAGAGGAAUCAUCAGUGGUUUUUGUAUCUGCAGAUGCUUCACUGACUAGACAUGCUCCACCCAGUGCACUUUUCCUCAAAGACAUUGAGCCACCAGAAGAACCACUCUACCAUAACCAGUCAAUGCUGCUGUCAUCAGCUGAAGAGUCAGUCUAAACUGACCAUCCUGUGACAAAAUGCUCUUUUAAUCUUAACUGAAAGAUAAUAUAAGAUGAGAAUCUAAAUUCAAUGUGUCAUUCAUAACCCAACAUUUGUAAAACUAAACAUCAGACACAUGAUUGUGUGUAUAUCUGAUGUCAUGCAAACAAAAAGCUUUGUUUAAAAAAAGUGCUAUCAUUCAGAGAUGAUUAAACUGUUUGCUAAAGACUGCA
This is a messenger RNA of Lates calcarifer (barramundi perch), 1686 nucleotides long. Its product is annotated as membrane-spanning 4-domains subfamily A member 15. NCBI's taxonomy places the organism in Eukaryota, Metazoa, Chordata, Actinopteri, Centropomidae. The record is from RefSeq and is a predicted model, not a curated record. The coding region runs from base 752 to 1471 and encodes 239 amino acids. Gene Ontology annotation, cellular component: membrane. The transcript has 9 exons.